CUUCAAAGCUCUUUAUCAAAUUCUUUAACCAUAUUUUGUUUGAGGCUGGUUCGGUGGUUUAAAUUCUGUGGUUCCGGUGGUUCGGAAACACCUCUGAAAAAGAUUCGAAAUGCUUGAAAGUAGUGCUUCGGAUGACAGGCCUGGACUGUUAGGUCUGCCAGACAAUGUGCUGAUCCGUAUCGUGGGACAUCUCGACUUGCAAACCCAGCUGAAGUUGACGCACGUGCAUCUUCGGUUCCUGAAAGUAAUGCCCCAUGUCUGGCGGUCUCAUAAUAAAUCUGUUAAUCUCUCCCUAAUCGAAUUGCAUUUGGACGACGAGGACCUCCGCUUCUUCCUUGGAAGCACUCAAAGAACUCUUAAUUCUCUCAGGAUCAAGAUGAAAAGGAGAUCAAACUUCGAUGUCCUUACCAACUAUGUGUUCCCAAAACUCAAUGAUUUCCGCUUCUCAACGAACUCGUUCACGUUGAAUGAUUCGGAUUUAGCAAAAAUGAUUAGGAGUUUUCCUAACUUGCAAACAUUCAGUCCCCAUGGAAGUUUUACCGGUGAGGGCAUGACAGGAUUCCAGUCCCUGGAAAACAUAGUUGUGUCUCACUGCUAUAAUUUCGAAGUCAGCAGCCUGAUUCACAUACUGAAUACUAGAAACAUUAAAAGUCUUAAAUUGGGAUUGUUUCACAGAAGUCUGCUUGGGAAUAUCAGUUUGCCCUUGGAGGGGAUAAAAAACUUAGAGGUGCUGGAGUGUGACAUGGAGGAAAUGAGAAUAUUGUUCCUGCCGAAUUUGGAAAAGCUCACCCACUUGAAGCAGCUGUUUCUUUGUGGCCAAGUGUCCGGGCCUUUUGUCGGGGCAGUGUUGAGAUAUGCGAAACGUAGUAUCAAAACUGUGGAGAUAAACUUCUAUGGGGAACUUAAUGAGAUUCUCAGCCGUAAUUUUCAAACUGAAAUCCUGAAAGUGGCAAAGAUCUUCCAUGUAAAUAGAGAAAGCAGAAACGUGUUAAAUUUUGAUGAGAUCAAAGAAAUAUAUUUUAAGUACUGUUGCAUCGAUAAGAUUGGCCUUAAGCAAAUAAUAAGAAGUCUAAAGACUACUGAGAUCCUAGGCCUUAGUGAUUGCAAGUUUGGUUUUGAGGAAUUCACAUUUUUUCCACUGGAGAUUGCCAAGGGCCGUCAUAACACACUCCAUAUCUUUUUGGGUCCAAACCUCGUCUGUAAUGAAGAUGAAUACGAGCAGAUUACAAAUAUAAUAUGGAUAGUGGAGGGCGAACAUCCGUAUUUCAAGCUUCACAUGGAGCAUCCAAUUAUCAGUCAUGGCUCUGAACCAGUUUCUAUUUAUUUCGACUGACUUUAUAAUAUUGAAUAUCUUAAUUUGUAACUUGAUUCGAAUUUAAAUGGCAGUGCCAUUUUGUUAAGUUUUUGUUAUUAGAUACUACAUUAGUAUCGAGUAAAGCUGUACUUACUGAAUAAUAAACUUUAUGUUACUGCGACGGAAACCUAUAAUUAGAUUACCUGGGCUAAGAAUUGGGUGUAAAAUUGGAAGAAGUGUAACUAGCACGCUUUCACACUUUCAUGAUUUAAGAAAGCAUCCUCCUUUUCGGUUAUCCAAGGCUGACUUCAAGACACCACAACUUCCCAAUUCCACGAGAGGCAAGCUUUAUCCCCAAGACUCGAAGCCUCGCGAAGUGCGACUCCUGGACAGGAUUUUCUCCAGGCCCACAAACUGGACAGGGGGAAGAAUG
This is a messenger RNA of Drosophila rhopaloa, 1727 nucleotides long. RefSeq lists its product as uncharacterized. The transcript is spliced from 3 exons. The coding region runs from base 110 to 1333 and encodes 407 amino acids. The record is from RefSeq and is a predicted model, not a curated record. Gene Ontology annotation, molecular function: protein binding. NCBI's taxonomy places the organism in Eukaryota, Metazoa, Arthropoda, Insecta, Diptera, Drosophilidae.